Xyrauchen texanus (razorback sucker) is the source of this 4799-nucleotide messenger RNA. RefSeq names its product DIRAS family, GTP-binding RAS-like 1b (gene diras1b). The transcript is spliced from 2 exons. Gene Ontology annotation, biological process: signal transduction. Bases 166 to 762 code for a protein of 198 amino acids. Gene Ontology annotation, cellular component: plasma membrane. Lineage: Eukaryota; Metazoa; Chordata; Actinopteri; Cypriniformes; Catostomidae. Gene Ontology annotation, molecular function: GTP binding; GDP binding; GTPase activity. The record is from RefSeq and is a predicted model, not a curated record.
CUGCCGUUGAGAUUGGACUCUAUCGCUUCUUCAUUAUUAGUCUAAAAUGCUUUAGUGCCUUAUUAGCGCACACUGUCAUUCAUCUGUGCCGUUAGCCAAAGAUCAGUCACACAGGAUCCGUUAAGUUCAGAUCGAGAAAGUGAGCGGCUUAACUGAAGGCCCAAGAUGCCAGAGCAGAGCAACGACUACCGUGUGGUGGUGUUUGGAGCUGGAGGUGUGGGGAAGAGCUCGCUGGUGCUUCGUUUUGUGAAAGGCACUUUCCGGGACACCUAUAUCCCGACGGUGGAGGACACCUACCGGCAAGUGAUUAGCUGUGACAAGAGCGUCUGCACCCUGCAGAUCACAGACACAACAGGUAGCCACCAGUUUCCUGCCAUGCAGCGUUUGUCUAUCUCCAAGGGCCAUGCCUUCAUCCUGGUCUACUCCAUCACUAGUAAGCAGUCGCUGGAAGAAUUAAAACCCAUAUACCAACAGAUCCUCACUAUCAAGGGAAAUGUAGAGAACAUCCCCAUUAUGCUGGUGGGGAACAAGAGCGAUGAGACUCAACGGGAAGUGAAGACAGAUGAUGGAGAAGCCCAAUCCAAAAACUGGAAAUGUGCGUUCAUGGAGACCUCGGCUAAGACUAACCACAACGUCACUGAGCUCUUCCAGGAGCUUCUCAAUCUUGAGAAGAAGAGAAACAUGAGCUUGAACAUCGAUGGCAAGCGUUCUGGAAAACAAAGUAGGGCUGAUAAGCUAAAGGGUAAAUGCAGUGUCAUGUAGACUGCUUUUUAGAGGGAAAACGGGAACAUAGUGAGAUAAAGUGGAGAUGAAGUGAUAGAAUGACAAAGGAACUGAUAGAAGAAUGGAGAGCAAAUGAAUGGAGAUAGUUUUAUUUGAAAUUUCAUGCAUAUUCCUGGAACAAGCAUUUCUCUAACACCUCAGAUUUCAUCCUUUACCAUCCAUCUUGGCCUUAACAAGCACUGGCCCAUUCAUAUUGCCUUGUCUGUUUCUAUUACAAUGCAUCGCUGCCAGCCUUUUUGAAAGCCCUUUUGACUUCAUAAUACUAACAUUUUGCAUUAUUUUCUUUUAAUAAAUGGUUGCAGUGCCAUUUUAAAAGAAGUUAGGGUUAAUAUUGGCAAUGUACAGGCCAACACUGAAUCUCCAUGUGCAAAACUCCACAGAAGGAUCUGCAAAGUUCUUGCAUGAUUAUUAGUGAAAUAUUUAGUAUAAUUUGAUUAUGUUUACAGCUACCAACAAGGGUAUAGUACUCUCAGAUCAUUUAACAAUUUUUUUAACAAUGUUUAAAACCAUUCUACAUUACACAUAUUCUGCAAAAAUCAGCACAGAAAAUGUGAAAAAAGUCAUCAGAUUCCACCUGGGCCUGCCAAUGAGGUCCCAAACAUAGGACUCGGACAUGAUUUUGCAGAUGUAGCAACCAAAAAGAGCCUUUAUCUGUGAACGAAAGGCAUUUGAAUACACAUUUACUUUUGUACAUUUGUUAAGAAAAGGCAGAUUGUCAGUCAGGUUGAGAAAAUAGAAUUAAUAUGAGAUUUUAUAACAAUAUGGUCAAGUUAUAAAGAUAGACAAAUCACCCUUUAAUAAUUAUUUGUUUCAGGUUUUGUAUAAACCAACUUCAAUAGUUACCUUGAUGGUUACUUUUUCAUGUCCUCUUUACUAAUAUCUAAAAUAAUGUCAGACAAUAUUUAAGACAAUUAUUUGUUACACAUGAAGCUUUACAAAAUGAUUACCUUAGAGAUUAACAUGAUUUAAUGUACAGACAUCAAGGCAGUCUUUAAAUCUGAAAUAAUACAGACACUUCAUAUUCCAUGCAUGCAUGGCUCUGUGAACUAACAAACAUUUAAUCGUCAUCAUCCUUAUCUUUGGCAUUCAGCCCCUUCAAGUUGAGACACUUAUGGCCUCCUUUAUAUCAUCAUUUGGAGUGGACCUGAUUCUCUAUCUUAAUUUUCUCAUAUUUCUCAAGAUGAACUGCUCAUUUUUUAAAUAUGAUUGAGAUAUCAGCAAAUGUGUCUCUCACAAAGUCAAACAGGAAAUGAAUGCAAAUGCAUUUGAAAUGAAUGACCGUUAUCUAGAAUUAGUCAUUUUCAAGAUCAUCUCAAAGAAUCAGGCUUACCAGGAAUUGGAGACAUUUCAAAUUUGGCCAGAAGAAUACAGUUUAAACUACCUAAUGCAACAAAACCCUAAUGUUUAAAAAAAAACAAAACACAGAAUAGGGUGUUCAAGUGACAACUCAUUUUGUUUCUUUAAAAACAGGUCCACCACAGCGAUAUUAACAACAGAACAUAAUACUGCUGCACACAAACCAGAGAACAGAACUUACUAAACAUGUCUAAUGAGUUUAUAUUUGUAAAGCAGAUUCAUUUCUAUGCCCAGCCUUAUUUAUUUGAAAUUAGUUCUCAAUCAAUUUGAGAGAGAAGUCAGCAACAGUCACACCGUGUCCUUAUCUGAAGGCAAACGACACAUGAUAAAAGGUAUAUUUUCUAUGUUAAUCAGAGUUAUUGCCUUAAACAGCCGUGAUGAGUGAUGGGAGAUUCUGUCAAUUGCUUGGUUUACCCCAUGUAACCCUGUCUGCUAUGAAGUGGCAUCGGUCCAAAAGGUUUCUCAUAACAGUAUAUUGAAGCCAGCAUCUUACUAUCCAGUUAAAACUACAUGAUUUUUUGGCUGAGAAUGUUAGACCUACCAAAUGUUUUCACUGUGGUAUUGCUUUCUUUGGUCAGUCUGUCACAAAUGCUCACAGGUUCAGAAUGGAGAAAUGACAUUUCCACCUCCUCUAUCUCUCUGUUUGAUUGAGUACUCUGUUUCAAACAAAUGAGGCUGGGCAUAGAAAUGCAUUUGUUCUAAAAUUAUAAACUCAUCAGACAUAUUUUGUAAGUCUGUUCUCUGGUUUGUGUGCAGCUGUGUCAUGUUCUGUAGAUAACAUCGAUGUGGUGGACAUAUUUUUAGACAACCAAAAUGGGUUGUUGCUUGAGCGCCUUAUUUUGUGAGCAGGGGCUGCAUGAACUUGCCCUUGUGCCACCUCAUGAACAUGCAGAGGAGUGCAAUGUCGGUCAACUGUUUUACUAAAUAAUACAUUCGAUUUCUGUUUGUUUCUCACCAAAACUCAUCGUAUACAUUUUUAACAAUCAUGAGUCUCAUGGAAUAAUUUAUAAGACAUCUGAAUAAUACUUUUGCGUUCUUUUUAAGCUUGAAGAUAUAGUCACCAUAAACUGCCAUUGUAUGUCACCACUGAGCACAUACAUUUUUCACAAUUUCUCCCUUUGUGUUGAGAGAGAGAAAAAAAGAAAGUCAUAUGGGGUUAUAACAACACAGGGGUGAGUAAACUAACACUGAAUUUUCUUUUUUGGGUUAACUAAACCUUUAAGAAUUUUGGGAGACAUUAUAGCAACACUCCUUUCAUGAAAUAGUAACCUAUUAUUUCAUAGUGAUAGUAAAAUUUUGCCAAUAUGCACCUGCCUAAUUGAAAUAUUUAAUUAGGUAGGGUUAUAAUUACUGUAGGUAUGUAGAAUGUACUGUAUGUAGAAAUGUAUUAUACAUGUCCCCGUGUAUACGGUAAAAAAAUUUACCUUACAUAUGCACCAAUGAUAUACUGUGACAUGCAUUACAAUAGAACAUAAUAUUACAACUAAGGCCAUUGCCUUGAUUGAUGUAUAAGAUGUGAUUGAUAUUUUUAUAUUAGUUCCCUGAAUACUCAAUCAACACAUUCAUUCCUUAAAAAUGGUGCUAUAAUUCACCACUUCCCUACUGGUGAUAGGAAUUCUGGUCUACACAGUUUAUGCCAUCAUAUCAUGAUAAAAACUCUUCCCUCUUAUUUUACUCUGCAGAGUUUUGCUGAGAGAGAGAAAUGGGUAUUUACAGACUUGGAAUAGCAAUGUCCCCUCCACCUAUCCAUAUAAAGUUUACAGUAGGCUUGAGUACUGUAGAAAGUAUUUUCAUCCAUUACACCCGAUUCCAAUAUCUAUAAAGCCCACUCAGCUGCUGAUAUCAUCGUAGCCUCCGCAAGCUGCAUGAAAGAAAAAACUGCAGCGCAUCUUGCAUUUUAAAUGCACAAUAAGCCUACACUCUCUAAAGAGUGUCAACGACCUGUGGUACUUGUGGUUGGCUUGACAACAUUGACUGCAAUGCAAUGCCCUUGCUCAACAAUGCUCACCUAUUCUUUCUAAAAAGCAUUUUGUGAACCCACAUGUAUUUUAUCCUGCUUAUAAAAAUAAGUGUUGUAAAUACUUGUACAUUUUAUGUAAAGAAUAUGUAGAAAAAUUACAUGUGACUCUCACCUGGGUAAUAUGGGAAACAAAGAGAUCAUCUGAACAGACCUAGUCAAAAUACUUUUUAAACCUCUUCAAUCCCAGGGGACUGUAUCAAUUAAAAGUAUGUUCUUGGAUUAUCUUUAUGCAUUUUGCAGUUAGUAUCCUAAAUCUGGUUUACACAGUGAGCACUAUAAAUACCCAAGGGUAAUGGAAUGUACUGUGAAACAUUUUGUCAAAGUUUAUGGACUUGUAUGUAAAGGAUGACCUCCAUUUCAUAACUCAGACUGUGCAUGGUCCUAAUUGCUCUUAGCCAGCAUGAGGCAAGGAACAAAACUGUGAAGAGACUUUUCAAUCUAAAUCCUUUGCUUUAUUUUUGGGUUUUUUUGUGUACAACAUUUUAAAAAAGUGUGUUUUUUUUAAAUAGUUAUUUUAUGUACAAUAUGUCAUUUAGCAAUAGUCUUCCAAGACAUGGUAUGCUGUUCAUGCAUCCAAAAUGAAGGAAAAUACUAUAUAUAUAUAUAUAUAUAUAUAUAUACACUGCAAAUAUUCUCUAUA